AGAGAGGGUGAGGGGCGCUCAGCCUCCAUGUUAGGAGGGCUUUAAAUAUAGUCAGGGACCGUUUGCACCAAAUUAAAAAACUCAAAUGCUAACAAAGAGUUUGAUCGUGACUAAUUUAUUUUGGAUUAAAUUAUGAGUUUCCAUAAGUGCAGAAUCUGAUGCAACAGCUUAGAAGAACUCCUGAAAAUGACAAAACACAAGCACAACUACUAAAAGAUCAAUUUUUACAAAAUAAAAUCUAUUAAUUUACUGAAAUACAUUCACUCCAUCAACAAAUGUGCGUUUUCUAAUCCAGAAUUCGAUUUUCCUCUGUUAUUAUGCAGCAACAAAAACAUAAAAACUCAGAUUUUUGCUUGAAAAAGGAUUUUAUUACACUUUUUAUGUAUUUCUCGUGACACUACAACUCAUCACAUCUGGAGUUUCAAACAAAAAUGUAAGUGUGACAAAAGGAAAAAACUAUUUUAUUUUGAAAUCACAUAAUUGGACAUUUUUAAGGAAGAUUUAAUCUGUUUGUGUUGUUGACAAUCAAAACGUCUCCAUCUGUUCAGACGGAGGGGAUCAAGAGUUUCCUUGGAGAGUCCAGAAUCAGUGGAGAUGACCAGAUUUACUGCGAGUGCUGCCAGGCUAAAACUGAUUCCACUAGUAAAUGUGAGCUGAAGCGUCAUCCUCAAGUUUUGACGCUGCUGCUGAAGAGAUUCAGGUUUGACUGCAGUACCAUGCAGUAUGUGAAACUCAAAUGCACAGUACAGAUUCCUCUUAUCCUGCAGAUACCUCACCAUGAAGAUCAGAGUCAGGGGUACGAGCUGUACGCUUUGGUGGAUCACUCUGGAGAGCUGAGACAUGGACAUUACACCGCAACCAUCAAGGCCCAGGACGACAACAGAUGGUACAACUUCAAUGACAGUUCAGUCACAACGCAUCAACACCAACAAAACAUACAGGAAUACGGAAGGUGAGUUUUUCCAUAAUAAUUAUUAGAGAAAGUCAAAUACAACAUGAUAUGUAUUUAAAAAAUGACUACACUAAUUUUUUUUAAAUAAAGUUUGUUCAAAUCCC
Molecule: messenger RNA, 1056 nt
Organism: Oryzias melastigma (Indian medaka)
Lineage: Eukaryota; Metazoa; Chordata; Actinopteri; Beloniformes; Adrianichthyidae
Product: ubiquitin carboxyl-terminal hydrolase 5-like
Exons: 4
Coding region: 717-956 (79 amino acids)
Biological process (GO): protein K48-linked deubiquitination; endosome organization; Ras protein signal transduction
Cellular component (GO): cytosol; postsynaptic density; midbody
Molecular function (GO): cysteine-type deubiquitinase activity
Source: RefSeq, a predicted model, not a curated record